UUGUGAAGGGGCACUCCUGCUCCUCCCUUCGCCCGAAGGCGUAACGGGCCUUCGCCCGGGGCCUCGUCACUCAGCAUAAUCGAAUUCGCCCAAUACUCCAACCCGGAAGUGAAUUUACCUUGGUCCUCGGAAGAAGACAUUUGAGUGAGAAAUAAGUAACGCAGAAACAUGAUGGUUUGAAGCCGAAGGGCGUCUAUAAAUUGUAGUAUUAUUCAUUGUGUUUUAUCAAAAUGUCCAAACUACAGCUGUUGAAUGUGUUUAUCACCGAGCGUUUAACAACAGCAGCAAUAGAGAUAUUUGGUUCAGCAGAAAAGACAUUAGCAGAGUACCAGGAGCGACUAACAACAGCGGCAUUUGAGAUAUUUGUUGUGGUGGAAAAGACGAUCGCAGAGGUUCAGGGAGAGAACGACCGUCUACGAGGGCUUCUUCUGGGUCAUUUAGGUGCAGAUCCCCAGCAGCUAAAUCUCCCUGAAGAGGAGGUUUCCCCUAAGCAGCAGCAGCAUUGUGAGCAGGAGUGGAGCCCCAGUCCAGGGAAGGAGGACCCAGAGCCCACACAGAUUACAGAGGAACAGAAGGAACUCAGGACCAGUCAGGAGGAAGAGCAGCUUCAAAGACUUAGGUCUGCUACUACAGAGGUUGUACAAUUGAUAUUUAUUCCUCCCUGUGUGGAAAGUGACUGUGACCAGGACAGCAAGACGGACUCUCUACCCUCCAACACAACUGAACAGACCCAAUCAGCAUUGGAUGACGAGGACUACAGAGCAUCACAACUAUCCAGUCACUCUCAACUCCUCUCUGCAUUAAAUCCACACUGUUCUGCAGCUCUGAGUGAAAUCAUUGUAAGUAUUGAUGAAGACGAGGGUGAAGAACUACCGUCAUGGUCAAAGAGAACACGGGAAAAGAAGAAACCAAUCUCUCAAGUCUGCACUGAGGCCAAGACAACCAGUGAGCUGAAAGCACCUUUAAAGCCUCACACAAACAGGAGACCAUGCAAGUGUCAUGUGUGCAGUAAAUGCUUUAAGACACCAGGCCCUUUAAAGGUACAUUGGAGAAUUCACACAGGGGAGAAAUCACACCGCUGUCCUUUUUGUUGUCAACGAUUUAAGUCAUUAAACGUUCUACAACUACACCAGAAAGUUCACACUGGGGAGAAAGAUAGACCACAGCAAUGUCCUGUGUGCUGUAAGUCCUUUCAUAGCACAGCUUCUUUAAAAUAUCAUCAGCGAAUUCACACAGGGGAGAAAUCAUUUAAGUGCCAAAAAGGUGGCAGAUCAGUUAGAUGCAAGUGCUACGUCAACAAGCAUAUGAGGACUACCCGCCCAGGUGCAAAGACAUACAGCUGUCCUGUGUGCAGUAAAAGCAGUCUAAAGGAACACCAGAUGCUUCAUAGUGAGAAACCCAAUCAGUCUUCUGUGUGCAGUACAGACUUUAUUAACUCCUUACCCAAUUAUAAAGUACAUCAGAGCACUCACACAGGAGAGAAAUCAUUUAAGUGUCCCGUGUGCAUUAAAAGCUUCGCAAGUGCAAGUCUUUUAAAAAUACACCAGAUAUAUCACACAGGGGAGAAAUCGCACAAGUGCAAAGAAUGCGACAAAUGCUUCUACCGCAAGGGGCAUCUGGUCAGGCAUAUGAUGACUCACACAGGGGAGAAAUUCUAUAAGUGCUCUGUAUGUGAAAAACGCUUUAUAUCAUUGUCUGCUCUAAAAAAACACUGUGAAAUCGAAGAGGACCCUUGUCGUCAUGAAGUUUGUGGCAAAAGCCGCAUGUGGAAGGGAAGCUUGACGGAACACUUAAAUACGCACACAGGGAAGAAAUCAUCUAAGCGCCUUGUAUAUGAAAAAGGCCUCGCAUCAUCAAGUGUUCUAAAACGCGACCAGCUGGACCACUGCGGAGGGAAACCAGAAGAGAAUCAAUCCGAGAGAGAGUCGUAUCUCUGCAGCGACUGUGGCAAAAGCUUCCGAACCAUCAGUUACCUGAGAGUGCAUAUGAAAACGCACAGAGAGAGAGAGCUGCAUAAAUGUCCUGUAUGUGGAAAGUGCUUCACGUCAUCGCCUUAUUUCAAACUCCACCAGCGAAUCCACACCGGAGAGAAACAACAUCGGUGCAGCGUUUGCAGCAAAAGCUUCACUCUGAGGGGACACCUGACGGAACACGUGAGGACUCACACAGGGGAGAAACCAUUUAAGUGUCCGGUAUGUGGGAAAAGUUUUACAUCUUCAAGUGUUCUAAAACGUCACCAGCAGAAUCACUGUGGAAAAACUGCAAAAGAAAAGCAAUCUGAGGAAACGUCGUAUCUCUGCAGCGACUGUGGCAAAAGUUUCAGAACAAUGAGUUACCUGAGAGUGCAUAUGAAGACUCACAGAGAGAGAGAGGUGCAUAAAUGUCCUGUAUGUGGAAAAGGCUUCAGGUGGGGCUCUUCGCUAAAAAUCCAUCAGAGAAUUCACACAGGAGAGAAACCUUUUCUGUGCACGGUUUGUAGCAAAAGCUUCACUUGGAAGGGAACCCUAAUAGAACACAUGAAGAAUCACACAGGGGAGAAAUCACAUCAGUGCCACGUCUGCAGCAAAAGGUUUGUUUAUAGCAGAAGCCUGUCUCGUCACAUGAUGUCUCACACAGGGGAGAAACCUUUUAAGUGUCCCGUAUGUGGAAUAUGCUGUACAACAUCAAGUCUUCUGAAAUGCCACCAGCGAAUUCACACCGGUGUGAAACCAUAUCUAUGUAACGUUUGUAGCAAAGAAUUCACUUGGAAGGGAGGUCUGACACAACAUAUGAAAAGUCACACAGGGGAGAGACCAUAUAAGUGCCCUGUGUGUGAAAAGGGCUUUAUAACGUCGGGCGAUCUGACACGCCACACGCGUGUUCACACCGGAGAGAAACCAUUUCGCUGCAAUGAUUGUAACAAAUGCUUUAGUCAGAUCAGUUCCCUUAAAUCACACAUGAAGAAUAUUCACUAGAGAGAGAGAGAGAGAGAGAGAGAGAGAACACAUAACAGUAUAAAAUGUGUCAGUCCCAAGGAUGAAAGGUCCAUUCUAAUUGAUACCGGUAAGGUCACAAUAUAUCAUGGUUGAAAGGAAUGACUGAACUUGUAGAACAUUGUCUAUAGCCUACACUGAGUGUACAAAACAUUAAGAACACCUUCCUCAUUGAGUUGCACCCCCUUUUUUCCCCCCUCAGAACGAGCCUCAAUUCAUCGGUGCAUUAUUAUCGGUUAUUAUGUAGUUCUACGGUCUGUACAGGUCCAUGAGUGAGUAGUAGGUCUGUACAGGUCCAGGAGUGAGUAGUAGGUCUGUACAGGAGUGAGUAGUAGGUCUGUACAGGUCCAGGAGUGAGUAGUAGGUCUGUACAGGUCCAGGAGUGAGUAGUAGGUCUGUACAGGUCCAGGAGUGAGUAGUAGGUCUGUACAGGAGUGAGUAGUAGGUCUGUACAGGAGUGAGUAGUAGGUCUGUACAGGAGUGAGUAGUAGGUCUGUACAGGAGUGAGUAGUAGGUCUGUACAGGAGUGAGUAGUAGGUCUGUACAGGAGUGAGUAGUAGGUCUGUACAGGUCCAGGAGUGAGUAGUAGGUCUGUACAGGUCCAGGAGUGAGUAGUAGGUCUGUACAGGAGUGAGUAGUAGGUCUGCACAGGUCCAGGAGUGAGUAGUAGGUCUGUACAGGAGUGAGUAGUAGGUCUGUACAGGUCCAUGAGUGAGUAGUAGGUCUGUACAGGUCCAUGAGUGAGUAGUAGGUCUGUACAGGUCCAGGAGUGAGUAGUAGGUCUGUACAGGUCCAGGAGUGAGUAGUAGGUCUGUACAGGUCCAGGAGUGAGUAGUAGGUCUGUACAGGUCCAGGAGUGAGUAGUAGGUCUGCACAGGUCCAGGAGUGAGUAGUAGGUCUGUACAGGUCCAGGAGUGAGUAGUAGGUCUGUACAGGAGUGAGUAGUAGGUCUGUACAGGUCCAGGAGUGAGUAGUAGGUCUGUACAGGUCCAGGAGUGAGUAGUAGGUCUGUACAGGUCCAGGAGUGAGUAGUAGGUCUGUACAGGUCCAGGAGUGAGUAGUAGGUCUGUACAGGUCCAGGAGUGAGUAGUAGGUCUGUACAGGUCCAGGAGUGAGUAGUAGGUCUGUACAGGUCCAGGAGUGAGUAGUAGGUCUGUACAGGUCCAGGAGUGAGUAGUAGGUCUGUACAGGUCCAGGAGUGAGUAGUAGGUCUGUACAGGUCCAGGAGUGAGUAGUAGGUCUGUACAGGUCCAGGAGUGAGUAGUAGGUCUGUACAGGUCCAGGAGUGAGUAGUAGGUCUGUACAGGUCCAGGAGUGAGUAGUAGGUCUGUACAGGUCCAGGAGUGAGUAGUAGGUCUGUACAGGUCCAGGAGUGAGUAGUAGGUCUGUACAGGUCCAGGAGUGAGUAGUAGGUCUGUACAGGUCCAGGAGUGAGUAGUAGGUCUGCACAGGUCCAGGAGUGAGUAGUAGGUCUGUACAGGUCCAGGAGUGAGUAGUAGGUCUGCACAGGUCCAGGAGUGAGUAGUAGGUCUGUACAGGUCCAGGAGUGAGUAGUAGGUCUGCACAGGUCCAGGAGUGAGUAGUAGGUCUGUACAGGUCCAGGAGUGAGUAGUAGGUCUGUACAGGUCCAGGAGUGAGUAGUAGGUCUGUACAGGUCCAGGAGUGAGUAGUAGGUCUGUACAGGUCCAGGAGUGAGUAGUAGGUCUGUACAGGUCCAGGAGUGAGUAGUAGGUCUGUACAGGUCCAGGAGUGAGUAGUAGGUCUGUACAGGUCCAUGAGUGAGUAGUAGGUCUGUACAGGUCCAGGAGUGAGUAGUAGGUCUGUACAGGUCCAGGAGUGAGUAGUAGGUCUGUACAGGUCCAGGAGUGAGUAGUAGGUCUGUACAGGUCCAGGAGUGAGUAGUAGGUCUGUACAGGUCCAGGAGUGAGUAGUAGGUCUGUACAGGAGUGAGUAGUAGGUCUGUACAGGAGUGAGUAGUAGGUCUGUACAGGUCCAUGAGUGAGUAGUAGGUCUGUACAGGUCCAGGAGUGAGUAGUAGGUCUGUACAGGUCUAUGAGUGAGUAGUAGGUCUGCACAGGUCCAGGAGUGAGUAGUAGGUCUGCACAGGUCCAGGAGUGAGUAGUAGGUCUGUACAGGUCCAGGAGUGAGUAGUAGGUCUGCACAGGUCCAGGAGUGAGUAGUAGGUCUGCACAGGUCCAGGAGUGAGUAGUAGGUCUGUACAGGUCCAGGAGUGAGUAGUAGGUCUGCACAGGUCCAGGAGUGAGUAGUAGGUCUGUACAGGUCCAGGAGUGAGUAGUAGGUCUGCACAGGUCCAGGAGUGAGUAGUAGGUCUGUACAGGUCCAGGAGUGAGUAGUAGGUCUGCACAGGUCCAGGAGUGAGUAGUAGGUCUGUACAGGUCCAGGAGUGAGUAGUAGGUCUGUACAGGUCCAGGAGUGAGUAGUAGGUCUGUACAGGUCCAGGAGUGAGUAGUAGGUCUGUACAGGAGUGAGUAGUAGGUCUGUACAGGAGUGAGUAGUAGGUCUGUACAGGUCCAGGAGUGAGUAGUAGGUCUGUACAGGUCCAGGAGUGAGUAGUAGGUCUGUACAGGUCCAGGAGUGAGUAGUAUGUCUGUACAGGUCCAGGAGUGAGUAGUAGGUCUGUACAGGUCCAGGAGUGAGUACUCGUAACACAAAGCAAGUUAUUAUGUAGGUCUGUGGUUUCUCCACCUUUGUUGGCGUAGAUAAAGUCUAUAAAAGGUAGAUGUACGGUCUCACCCAAACCCAUUCUUUCUCUCUCUGCUUUUAAAAAAUAUGAUUAACGGAACUGUCUACAGCUUUUAAGUGUCCCACUAGGGCAUUUCAGACAACCUUUUUUAACUGAAGAAUGUAUUUCUUUUUUUUUUUUCGAUUGUGUUUUGCUUUUCAUUUAUUGUUGUGUAUAAUGUUUAGUUUAAUGUGUAUAUUGUAUUUUGAUGUGCAUUGACUCACUGUCAAAAUAAAGGUGAAAUAAAAAUA
This is a messenger RNA of Oncorhynchus keta (chum salmon), 5966 nucleotides long. RefSeq names its product zinc finger protein 11-like. Bases 231 to 2954 code for a protein of 907 amino acids. NCBI's taxonomy places the organism in Eukaryota, Metazoa, Chordata, Actinopteri, Salmoniformes, Salmonidae. The record is from RefSeq and is a predicted model, not a curated record. The transcript has 11 exons.